UGCCCACCCUCUUCCUUGACCACCUGUGUUCAGACCUUGUCCUUGACUAUCUUGCUCCUUCGGAGGCCUCGGGAGGAGCAGACAGCGUCGCGUGGAGGCGCAGGCAGAGUUGGUCCUUGUUCAGCAGGACGCUGGCUGCACGAUCGCUUUGGAGCCAUGGGCCGCCGGCUCCUGCGCGGUGUCUCUGGAGCCGCAGUCUUCCUUGCCAGUGUGGCUCUCCUCUCCAUGCGGCACCGUGGGGCUCGGGAAGCAGCUCAGUACCCAGGGGUCGGGGAGGGGAUGGUGGAAAAGCCAGAGGAGCAGAGCGAAGGGAGCCCAGAGGGAGCUGGUGGCAGGGGGCAGAAGGACCUCAGACUCCAUCCUCCGGAGGUGUACAGGACCGAGGGAAGCUUGACGCUGGGGGACAUUUUCAUAGCUGUGAAGACAACCAAGAGGUUUCACCAGAGCAGGAUGGAGCUGCUCCUGGACACGUGGAUAUCCCAGGCCAGCGAACAGACCUACAUCUUCACUGAUGAAGAAGAUGGUGCCUUGAAAAGGAGAAUGGGUGGCCAUGUGAUCUUCACCAACUGCUCUGCCGAGCACAGCCACCUGGCCCUGUCCUGCAAGAUGGCUGCGGAGUUUGACGCCUUCCUGGCCAGCGGCCUAAGCUGGUUUUGCCACUUGGAUGAUGACAACUAUCUGAACCCUCGGGCACUCCUGAAGCUCUUGUCCUCCUACGCGGAGACAUGGGAUGUUUACCUGGGCAAACCCAGCCUGAACCGACCCAUCUGGGCCUCAGAAACGCUGCCAAACAACCAGACGAAAUCUGUGCGCUUCUGGUUUGCCACAGGAGGGGCUGGGUUCUGCAUCAGCCGCAGGCUGGCAAGGAAGAUGGUGCCCUGGGCCAGUGGCAGGAACUUUGUGAGCACUUCUGAGCUCAUCCACCUGCCAGAUGACUGCACCGUGGGUUACAUCAUCGAGUGCAAAGUUGGUGGGCAGCUGAUUCCCAAUUCGCUCUUCCACUCCCACCUGGAGAACCUGCAGCUCAUCCCCACCUCUCAGCUCAUGCAGCAGGUCACCCUCAGCUAUGGUGUGUUUGAGAACAAGCUCAAUGUCAUUGAGCUCAGCGGUCCCUUCUCGGCCCAGGAGGAUCCCUCAAGGUUUCGAUCCCUCCACUGCCACCUGUAUCCUGACACUUCCUGGUGCCUGCAGGCUGUUGACUGGUGA
Lonchura striata (white-rumped munia) is the source of this 1206-nucleotide messenger RNA. It is a transcript of the gene MFNG, whose product is annotated as MFNG O-fucosylpeptide 3-beta-N-acetylglucosaminyltransferase. Gene Ontology annotation, molecular function: glycosyltransferase activity. NCBI's taxonomy places the organism in Eukaryota, Metazoa, Chordata, Aves, Passeriformes, Estrildidae. The record is from RefSeq and is a predicted model, not a curated record. Gene Ontology annotation, cellular component: membrane.